AUGGCACGGGUCAUCGUCUCUGGGACCUUGGGCUCCAUUUUCGUGGGCAUGAGCGGCGCCUCAAUAGGCGCCAUGAUCUUUGAUACCGCCACAAUCCCCUUUGUGGUGUCGGCCUGUGCUGGCUUCAUUCUCGGCGCUGUGGGCUUCUACCGCGAUGCCGUGCGAAAGUCGCAGCGGGCACUGGAUCGAUUCCCGCAGUUGCUCCAGCUGCAUCUGGACUCCAACUUCCCACACCGUGGCUUUGACACUUGGGACGCUUCGCGAUUUCGGAGCCGUGUCUUUGGGGGCAGCUGGGUGUUGCAGAGCAUGCUGGUUGCUAGCUGGAUGACGGCAACAGGCGCAAUUGAGCGCAUCUACGAAGCCGAAGAGGAACGCAUCCUCCUUCCUUUUGCCACUGCAGCACAGAACGUAAACGGUGAUGGUGACGGUGAUGACGGAGGACAUUGA
Messenger RNA from Fonsecaea monophora, 447 nucleotides. RefSeq lists its product as hypothetical. The record is from RefSeq and is a predicted model, not a curated record. The coding region runs from base 1 to 447 and encodes 148 amino acids. The transcript is spliced from 2 exons. NCBI's taxonomy places the organism in Eukaryota, Fungi, Ascomycota, Eurotiomycetes, Chaetothyriales, Herpotrichiellaceae.